Xiphophorus maculatus (southern platyfish) is the source of this 2047-nucleotide messenger RNA. RefSeq names its product urotensin-2 receptor-like (gene uts2r1). Gene Ontology annotation, molecular function: urotensin II receptor activity. Lineage: Eukaryota; Metazoa; Chordata; Actinopteri; Cyprinodontiformes; Poeciliidae. The transcript has 4 exons. Gene Ontology annotation, cellular component: membrane. Bases 464 to 1561 code for a protein of 365 amino acids. Gene Ontology annotation, biological process: blood vessel diameter maintenance; neuropeptide signaling pathway; regulation of blood pressure. The record is from RefSeq and is a predicted model, not a curated record.
UCUCUCUCUCUCCCUUUUCUCUUCCUCACUCAAAGACAGGAGUCUCCGAAAGCAGCUCCGUAUUUCCCACUAAGCAUCAUUUCAUUGACGUUUUUCCUCUUCCCAUCUCUUGUGUCUUCAAGCACUUGUUUUUUUUCCCCCUCCUCUGAGCUGGAUUUCACAGCUGCUGAGGUGACAUUAGGCGUCUGGACGCAACUGAGGUGCGAAGGACAGAGCAAUUGGGAGAUAACUUUCCCCUCUGCAAUCAGCGUGACACUUAUGCCAUCAGAGGAGUGUUUGUUUUGAGAGAGACUUCUGGAGAAGGAUUUACCUUUGUGUUGAAUUUUUUUCAACCAUUUCCGAUGGGAUGUACGGGCAUUUUCACGGUGGGAGAUUUUUUCCAGCAAGUGGAAAGUUUGGGACGCGGCAUGGCUGAUGGAACUGCAGCUGCCUGCUGAAGCUCUUCCUCCAAUUCAGUCCAGGAAUGACGACGGCGACCAUGGAGCCCGUAGGAAUCCUGGUGGAAAGGGGCGCCAACGCCACCGUCCCACCCGUGAGCUCUCACCAGGACGCCGCCGCUACCGUCACCAUCGGCACCAUCCUCUCCAUCAUGUGCUUCGUCGGCGUCUCGGGGAACAUUUACACCCUGGUGGUCAUGUGCCACUCCAUGAGGACCGCGGCGUCCAUGUACAUCUACAUCAUAAACCUAGCUCUGGCAGAUCUGCUGUACCUCCUCACCAUCCCCUUUGUGGUGUGCACACACUUCCUGAAGGGCUGGUACUUCGGGGAUGCGGGCUGUCGGAUACUGAUCAGCAUGGAUUUCCUGACCAUGCACGCCAGCAUUUUCACGCUGACCAUCAUGAGCACGGAACGAUACUUUGCGGUGCUCAAGCCCCUGGACACGGUCAAGCGGUCUAAAAGUUACCGGAAGGCUAUCGCAGUGCUGGUCUGGGUAGCCUCUCUAAUCCUCACCUUGCCAAUGAUUGUGACCAUUCAGCUUACGACAGUUGGGAAGAAGGCGAUGUGCCUGCCCACUUUAUCCCAGCAGUCUUACAAGAUUUACAUCUCUUUUCUGUUCUGCACAAGUAUCGUAGCUCCGGGAUUGAUCAUCGGGUAUCUCUACAUCCAGCUAGCACGAACUUACUGGAUAUCGCAAACAAAAAGCUUCAAGCAGACCAAGAAACUACCUAAUCAGAAGGUGCUGUACCUGAUCUUCACCAUCGUGCUCCUCUUCUGGGCGUGCUUCUUGCCCUUUUGGAUCUGGCAGCUGCUCAGCCAGUUCUGCCCCUCCUUGCCCCUCUCCACCAAAGUCAAACGCAACAUCAACUACCUGACCACGUGCCUGACGUACUCCAACAGCUGCAUCAACCCGUUCCUCUACACGCUGCUCACCAAGAACUACAAGGAGUACCUGAGGAAGCACAAGAGGUCGUGGUCGGCCGGCAGCUACUUCAACAGACGGAACCGUUUCCAGCGGUCGCCCCGCAGGUCGCCGUCCGCCAGCAGUCAGCAGUGCACCGAGAGCUUCAUGCUCACGCACACGGCUUCCCUGCGCGCUCACAACAGCAGCCUGCGCGAAUGAAACGACGAGAAGAGGAAACAAAUGGAGGGGAAAAUCAAGUGAAAACAGAUCGGAAACUCUUUGCGACGACAGAAGCUGUGAUUCUGUUUGGGCUUUUUGUUUGCGCCGCGACUGAAUGACGACAAACUGUUGGCGCUUUUGACUUUUUCGCAUCUACGUCGGCCUCCUCUGAAGCCUCCUGGUCUAAAAAGAAAAGAGAAACGUUUUAAAGGCUCUCUGUUUUAGUCUCCCUUCAUCUUAUUUUAUUUCAUGUCAACCUGCAUGCAGAAUUCUUCGAAACUCUUCCGAUAGUCGAGUUUGGAUUGUUGGGUUUGAAGGAUGGAAGAGUUACGAGUCAGAAUUGAUUUUAUUGGAUAUAUUUUUUAAUAAUUUAUUUUUAAGAAGAAAGAACAUGUUGUGUAUAUAGAUGUGUGUUUGGAAGUACUUUUUGUCUUGUUGAAAAUAAAAUAAGGGUCAAAAAUAAUAAUAAUAAAAAAACUGGUUGGG